ACGCACCGCGUCGCGUUCAAGACAAUAUAAAUUGGCAUAUAGAAUACCAUUCCACGCUAAUUUCACGAAGAUAACACGGCCCUGUUACGAGUUUACUCUCAUAGAGAAUAAAGGCCCAGGCCAACUAGGUUGGUGCCACGCGGUUAAAAAUUAGGCAACAAGGCGCUAACAAUUCGCGUGUUUUGUCAUUCAAUUAUAUACCAAAAAUACAGUCACACAAAUUAAUAGGAAGCCGACAUUAGAAUUUCAAAUUAUUUAGUUUCAUUCCGCAGCCGGACUUUGUAGUGGACAGACGUUUUAUCGACAAAAUUUAUUACAAACGUCACUAUACGUAUAAUGAUAAUAAAAAUCUUGAGUGUUCAAUAAACGAUAUCAGUGAAUCAGUGGUUGCAGAUUAUGUAAUAAAAUCAAAGUGAAGUGAUUGUACAAAAUGGGAUGGAAAUUCGUGACACCGUUUACAAAACAGUGCUUCGUGGUAGCGGGUUUGUCACUGAACAUGGCCCAGCUGGGUAUGGUGUUAGGCUUCCCGACCGUCCUGCUGCCACAGCUGCGGCGUGCUGACUCCAGCAUACCCAUCGACGACUCCUCAGGAUCCUGGAUAGCUGCAUUGCCCGGCUUCGCACUGAUGGCUGGCAAUUUAAUCAUUCCAAUACUCAUGGCAAAAUUGGGCAGGCGCAUUGCCAACAUCCUGAGCAUCGUCAUAGUCCUCAUUGGCUGGGUAUCUGUGGUCACAGCAACUGGAAUUCUGUGGCUUCUCCUGGCCAGAUUCUUCCAGGGUCUUUCGUUAGGCCUGAGCACUGGUCUAAUACCAAUAGCCAUCGGAGAAUACACCAGUCCAAAGAACAGAGGUCCAUUUUCCAUAAGCAUGUCAUUUAUCAUGGGAUUAGGGACCUUAUUAGUUCAUACAGUGGGUUCAUACUCCACAUGGCAGAUAACGGCCUUAGUAAUCGCUUGCAUUACUUUCGUGAACUUGCUGAUUGUGAUUUACUCUCCAGAAUCUCCAAGUUGGUUGGCUAACCAGGGUCGGUAUGACGAUAGCAGAAGAGUUUUCCGAUGGCUCAGAGGUAACGAAGAAGACAAUGAACUUGACAAAAUGCUGACAGCCAGCAAACUCGCCAGGGAAUCUUGGGAAAAUAACAGAAAGUUAACAUUUUUCAAGCGAAUAAAGAGCACCAUAUCCUAUAUGGGGAAGACGUUAAGAAAGAAAGAGUUUAACAAGCCAAUUUUUAUAAUGUUGCAUCUUUUCGCAAUAUGCCAAUGGGCCGGCAUUAACGUCUUAGCUCCGUAUGCAGGAGAUAUCAUCAAGAACGUUGUGGGAGCCGAUACCUACACGCCCCCCAUCAUUGUUGCUAUGGGCAUCCAAAGAAUAAUCUCUAGUCUCUUCGCAGUAUACAUUAUAAGGAAAAUCAAGCGACGAACGAUGCUCUUUACCAUGGUCGGCUUGAACACUGCAAUCGUCUUUAUUACAGCAGCUUACAGUUAUGCUAAGAGUCACAACAUGCUUAGUUUUGACCAUCCUGCAAUAGGCAUAACGUUGAUCCUCGCUCAUAUGUUUACAGUUGCAACUGGAUCACUACCCCUCCCUUACACGAUAGCAGGAGAAAUAUUCCCUCUAGAAUACAGAAGUUUGUCGAGCGGAAUUAGUUCCUUGUUCUCUUCAAUAAACAUAUUCUUCGCUAUCAAAACUUUGCCGUAUAUGUUCAAUACUAUUGGGGUUCAUGGGGCUUAUUGUGUAUACUUUGGUAUAAUGGUGUACUGCUUGACAAUAGCGUGGUUCUUCCUACCAGAAACGAAAGAUAGGACCCUGCAAGAUAUAGAAGAUGAGUUCAGAGGCAAGCCUAGGUAUCCUGAGGAUUUGAAGUCAGCACAACCACUGACUGUAUGGAAGAGUAAUGAGGAAAAGCAAGCAGAAACAGAGGCUUGAAGUGAUUGAGUCAAUUGAAGGAA
Messenger RNA from Manduca sexta (tobacco hornworm), 1947 nucleotides. RefSeq names its product facilitated trehalose transporter Tret1-2 homolog. Gene Ontology annotation, biological process: transmembrane transport. The transcript is spliced from 3 exons. Lineage: Eukaryota; Metazoa; Arthropoda; Insecta; Lepidoptera; Sphingidae. Gene Ontology annotation, molecular function: transmembrane transporter activity. Gene Ontology annotation, cellular component: membrane. Bases 431 to 1924 code for a protein of 497 amino acids. The record is from RefSeq and is a predicted model, not a curated record.